UCGUGGCAAUAAAAGAGCUUGCGGCGCCGAGCCCUGCAGCUUAUAUAGCUUGGACGGACAACAAGCUCGGGGCAAGGAGGAGGAGGAGGCGGAGGGCGCCGUGUCCUUUGUGCACAGGGCUGCAACAGGAGCUUGUCCACCUGGGAGCAACAGAGAUUGCGCACACAGAUGGGUUCCCUCACAGACGAAGAGGUAGCUGAUUCUGAGAGUCAGGUGACUCCCUUUGCUAAAGCUGGGGUUUUCAGCAAGAUGUCAUUUUGGUGGUUGAAUCCUCUAAUGAAGAUGGGCUACAAGAAACCCCUUGAGGACAAAGACAUGCCACUUCUAGGCGCCACAGAUCGAGCAUGCAACCAGUACUCGAUGUUCAUGGAGAAGCUGAAUGGAAAGAAGCAGUCGUCGUCACACGCCACACCAUCAUUCUUCUGGACUAUUGUUUCCUGUCACAGGCGUGCCAUCUUGGUCUCGGGUUUCUUUGCUUUGCUCAGGGUUCUUGCCGUAUCAACGGGCCCAAUUAUUCUCAAGGCAUUCAUCAAUGUAUCACUUGGGAAAGGGACCUUUAAACACGAAGGUUAUGUGCUUGCUGCGUUACUGUUCAUUUGCAAAUGCUGUGAAUCUUUGUCACAGAGACAGUGGUAUUUCCGCACUCGGAGAUUAGGACUGCAGGUGAGGUCACUCCUGUCGGCAGCUAUUUAUAAGAAACAACAAAAGCUAUCAAAUGCAGCAAAAGUGAAGCACUCCUCUGGAAACAUUAUAAACUAUGUGACUGUCGAUGCAUAUCGGAUUGGAGAAUCCCCAUACUGGUUCCAUCAAACAUGGACAACAAGUGUUCAGCUUUGCAUUGCUCUGGCAAUUCUAUACAAUGCGGUUGGUGCUGCAAUGAUUUCAUCUUUGGUUGUCAUCAUUCUGACCGUACUGUGCAACGUUCCAUUGGCUAGACUGCAACACAAAUGCAAGACUAAACUUAUGGAAGCACAAGAUGUGAGAUUGAAAGCCAUGUCUGAGUCAUUGGUUCAUAUGAAGAUCUUGAAACUGUAUGCUUGGGAAGUUCACUUCAAGAAGGUCAUCGAGGGGCUGAGAAAGGUUGAGUACAAGUUGUUGUCAGCAUUUCAGCUUAUGAGGGCAUACAACACUUUCAUGUUCUGGUCUUCACCUGUUUUGGUUUCGGCAGCGACCUUUCUGACAUGCUAUCUUUUGAAAAUCCCUCUUGAUGCUAGCAAUGUCUUCACCUUUGUGGCAACUCUACGUCUUGUGCAAGAACCAAUAAGGUUAGUACCAGAAGUUAUUGCAGUUGUGAUACAAGCUAAGGUUGCGUUCACUCGGAUAUCAAAGUUCCUUGAUGCACCUGAGCUAAACGGGCAAGUUAGGAAAAAAUACUUUGUUGGCAUUGAUUACCCUAUAGAGAUGAAUCUGUGUAGCUUCUCGUGGGACGAGAACACAUCAAAACCAACUCUAAAUAAUAUAAAUCUGAUUGUCAAAGGUGGAGAAAAGAUUGCGAUUUGUGGAGAGGUAGGAUCAGGAAAGUCGACGCUUUUGGCUGCUGUACUCGGAGAGGUACCAAAAACUGAAGGCAUGAUCCAAGUCUGCGGGAAGAUAGCAUAUAUUUCUCAGAAUGCAUGGAUCCAAUCAGGAACUGUGCGAGACAAUAUUCUCUUUGGAUCGUCGAUGGAUGAGGAAAGAUACCACAACACACUCAUGAGGUGUUCGUUGGUCAAGGAUCUUGAAAUGUUGCCAUAUGGAGAUUGCACUCAAAUUGGGGAGAGAGGAGUAAAUCUUAGUGGUGGUCAGAAGCAGCGCGUCCAGCUUGCUCGUGCACUAUACCAAAAUGCAGACAUCUAUCUUCUUGAUGACCCUUUCAGUGCUGUUGAUGCCCAUACAGCCACAAGUCUUUUCAAUGAAUAUGUCAUGAGUGCACUAUCAGAGAAGACUGUUCUUUUGGUGACGCACCAAGUGGAUUUUCUACCCAUAUUUGACUCCAUUUUGUUUAUGUCACAUGGAGAGGUUAUUCGGUCUGCACCUUAUCAAGACCUAUUGGUAGAUUGUGAAGAAUUUGAAGACCUUGUAAGUGCCCAUAAAGAUAUUAUUGGAGUUUCGGAUCUUAAUAACAGCAAACCCACUCAAAGACCUAAGGAAGUAUCAAUAAAGGAGACACUUGAUAUUCAUCGAAGUAGAUAUACAGAGUCUGGGAAGCUAUCGCCGGCAGAUCAACUGAUCAAGAAAGAGGAAAGAGAAACAGGGGAUGCAGGUGUUAAGCCUUAUAUGCUUUACCUGCGCCAGAACAAAGGCCUCCUGUAUUUCUCGUUGUCAAUGAUUUCCCACACAUUUUUUGUAGCUGGGCAAAUAUUACAGAAUUGGUGGAUGGCUGCUAAUGUUCAGAAUCCUCAUGUUAGUGCGCUGAAGUUAAUUUCCGUGUACAUUAUUACCGGAGUUUGCACAAUGUUCUUCUUGCUAUCAAGAUAUUUGCUGGUCGUGGUUCUUGGGAUCCAGACAUCAAGAUCCAUAUUUUCCCAGUUGCUCAAUUCAUUGUUCCAUGCACCAAUGUCCUUUUUUGACUCUACUCCUCUAGGAAGGGUUCUUAGCCGGGUCUCUUCAGAUUUGAGUAUCAUUGACCUUGAUUUUCCAUUUGCCUUUGCGCUUAGCCUUGGUGGCAGCCUAAUUGCAUAUAGCAAUCUAGGGGUAUUGGUUGUUAUUAUGUGGCAAGUUCUGUUCAUAGCCGUACCAAUGAUAGUUUUGGCAAUUUGGUUGCAGAGGUACUAUCUUGCCUCGGCCAAGGAAUUGAUGCGGAUCAAUGGUACUACCAAGUCUGCUCUAGCAAAUCACUUGGGUGAAUCGAUUUCAGGGGCUAUAACAAUCAGGGCCUUUGAGGAAGAAGAUCGUUUCUUUGCUAAAAAUUUGGAUCUUGUUGACAUGAAUGCUAGUCCAUAUUUCUAUAAUUUUGCAGCAACUGAAUGGUUGAUUCAACGUCUGGAGAUAAUGAGCGCCGCAGUUCUUUCUUUUUCUGCCUUUGUCAUGGCCCUUCUUCCUCAAGGAACCUUUAGCCCCGGUUUUGUGGGAAUGGCAUUGUCCUAUGGUCUUUCCUUAAACAUUAUGUUUGUUGCCUCUGUUCAAUUCCAAUGCAACCUUGGGAAUCAAAUAAUAUCAGUCGAACGGGUGAACCAGUACAUGGACAUACAAAGUGAAGCAACAGAAGUUGUUGAAGAAAAUCGACCGUUACCAGAUUGGCCCCAAAAUGGCAAUGUGGAGAUUAGGGAUUUGAAGAUCAGGUAUAGGAUAGAUCUUCCACUUGUACUACAUGGAAUCACUUGCAAGUUUGAAGGUGGAGAUAAGAUUGGUAUAGUUGGCCGAACAGGAAGUGGGAAGACAACCUUAAUUGGUGCAUUGUUUCGUCUUGUUGAACCUGCCGAAGGGAAAGUAAUUAUUGACUCUGUGGAUAUCACUAUGAUAGGCUUACAUGAUCUGCGUUCACGUUUGGGUAUCAUUCCACAAGAUCCUACACUUUUUCAGGGCACAAUAAGAUACAAUCUAGAUCCUCUUGGGCAAUUCUUAGAUGAACAAAUAUGGGAGGUUCUUGACAAAUGUCAACUUCUUGAAGCUGUCCGGGAGAAGGAACAUGGAUUGGAUUCACAUGUUGUGCAAGACGGGUCGAACUGGAGUAUGGGCCAAAGGCAGCUCUUCUGUCUGGGACGCGCACUUCUGAGAAGAUGCCGCAUCUUGGUUCUUGAUGAAGCGACAGCCUCUAUAGACAAUGCAACAGAUGCUAUCCUUCAGAAAACGAUCCGAACAGAAUUCAAAUAUUCCACUGUUAUUACAGUGGCCCACCGUAUACCAACAGUUAUGGACUGCGAUAUGGUACUUGCAAUGAGCGACGGGAAAGCAGUGGAGUAUGACAAACCUACAAAGCUCAUGGAAACUGAAGGAUCUCUCUUUUGCAAGCUGGUCGAGGAGUACCGGUCACACACAUCGAACACAGAUAUUUAGAAGAGACUGCAGAUUUUGAUUGCUCACUUGAUAAAUCAGCUCUUAGGAAAAAGUGUUAUGCCUGAAGAUAUACAAUAAUCCCUGAAUUGAUCUCUGGUCAAUGAGUAUUGGUCAGUUUCCUGAAAAUUUCGUUUGAUAUCUAUUGCUACCAGAAAUUCUGUGCAAUACGCUGGACUGGUGAAGCUGAACAGAGUAAAUCCCUGAAGAUUUCUCCUUGCUCCAGUAAUAAAAUAUAGAACGCUAAAUUGGAGGGACUUCAAAUCUGCAACCUCUGCCUGCGAUACGAGUUUCAGAUACGUGUUUGGUCAAGUCCUUUGUCGACUAGAUAGUGCAUUCACUUCCUCAUCAUUUACAGCAGCUUAGCAAGCUUGUGCUGAAUGCGUCGACUUUAUACAUGAGGUUUCAGGCUAUGCAAUGUAAAUAUAUCUGAUUGGUUUCAGUUGUCGAUGUAUUUCUCCAACGGAAAGCACCUUGCCUAUUUAUAUUGCGAUGCAUAUCCGGAGUAUUUGCUUUUGUUUGUACACUGGAGACAGAGCACUGUGAUCUGUUUGAGAAAGAAACUUGGGAGGAAAGGAUGCCAUUGUAUA
Triticum urartu is the source of this 4562-nucleotide messenger RNA. RefSeq names its product ABC transporter C family member 10. NCBI's taxonomy places the organism in Eukaryota, Viridiplantae, Streptophyta, Magnoliopsida, Poales, Poaceae. Gene Ontology annotation, cellular component: membrane. Gene Ontology annotation, biological process: transmembrane transport. Gene Ontology annotation, molecular function: ABC-type transporter activity; ATP hydrolysis activity; ATP binding. The record is from RefSeq and is a predicted model, not a curated record.